This is a messenger RNA of Rhopalosiphum padi (bird cherry-oat aphid), 3040 nucleotides long. It is a transcript of the gene Crk, whose product is annotated as adapter molecule Crk. The transcript has 7 exons. Gene Ontology annotation, molecular function: protein binding. The coding region runs from base 608 to 1411 and encodes 267 amino acids. The record is from RefSeq and is a predicted model, not a curated record. NCBI's taxonomy places the organism in Eukaryota, Metazoa, Arthropoda, Insecta, Hemiptera, Aphididae.
AUUGCGCGAUGAUAGUACAGCGGACUUUGGAAUCGUAGGUACCCACAACUAACGCGGUGUUUGUGCGUUUCGUUUUCGUGAUUGCAUUAUUACUUUUAUUUAAUUUUCAAACCGCGUAGGACAAGCAUCGAUGGCGUACAAAAACGGUAUACGUGCAUAUCAUAUAUCGUACUAGUUAUUUUUAUUAUUACUUUUUGAUUUAUAUCGACGGAACCUCCUCGCCGCCUCCGGAAUCAUCAUCAUCAUCAUAUUGUACCCAAAAUCGGCAUUGUUUAAUCCCUUCAUCCCGAUCGCACGCCACUACUCUGUUUGGUUUGGUGCGUUUUCGGGAAAUAGGUACUCGAGGUUUUUGAUUUUUCUCUGCUACAAUACCCUGAACGAAAUCAGAUUUUUGACUACCGUGGUCUAGAGUCUCUUUCUACACCCGAGUUGCCUGUAAUGGCAUGACCGCACAUUAUACUGUUGAUUAGGGAAAAUUCACGUUGACCGAUUUGUAUUUCAACAGCCAUGCAAAUAUAAAUAACUGACUGAAAACAAUACUAUGAUUUUACUUUUUAUUUUAUUUCAAACUUUAUUUGUUUAGUAGUCAAUAAAAAAUAAUUUUAAAAUGGCUGCACAUUGUUUUGAUCCUAACAAUAAAGCCAGUUGGUAUUUCGGACAAAUGUCCCGAAUUGAAGCUUCUGAUCUAUUAAUGGGUGAACGAGAAUGUGGAACAUUUUUAAUUAGAGAUAGUCUCAGUAUUCAAGGAGACUAUGUGUUAUGUGUGAGGGAAGAUAGCAAAGUUAGUCAUUAUAUUAUCAAUAAAAUACAAGAAAAUAAUGAAACAAAAUAUCGGAUUGGUGAUCAGAUGUUUGCUGAUUUACCUAGUUUAUUAGCAUUUUAUAAAUUACAUUAUCUCGACACAACUCCUCUUUUGAAACCUGCUGUUAAACCAAUAGAAAAAGUUGUUGCCAAAUAUGACUUUGUUGGAAAUGAUCAAGAUGAUCUACCAUUUAGAAAAGGAGAUAUUUUGACAAUUCUUGUAAAAGACGAAGAACAAUGGUGGACAGCUAAGAAUAUAAUGGGUCAAAUGGGUUCUAUUCCAGUUCCAUAUGUACAAAAAUAUGAUGGAAAUCCACCAUUACCAAUGAAAGACAAUAAUCAAAUUCCUGGAUCUAAUAAUGAGUCGACAUUAAGGCGGUCUAGUCUUCAAAAAAAAUUACCAGCUCUAGCUAGAGUUAAACAAGUUCGUGUACCAAACGCCUAUGACAAGACAGCAUUAAAACUUGAAAUUGGAGACAUAAUCAAAGUAACAAAAACUAAUAUUAAUGGUCAAUGGGAAGGAGAACUCAAUGGUAAAACCGGACAUUUUCCAUUUACUCAUGUGGAGUUUGUAGACUCUGAAAUGAAUGAUUGUAUAAGUGACAGUUAAUUUUAAUAUUUUUUUUUUAUAGCUUCUCAGUUUUCUUAGUUAUUUUUAAAAUAAGUUUCGCUAAUGGCAACUAACUAGAUAGGUUAAUACAGAUAUAUUUUAUUAUAACAAAUCAUUGUAUGUUAAUUCAUUAAGAUAGAGUUUUAUCUACUUAAUUGAAAGAAAACAAGUAAAUAUGUAUCAGAAAACUUUAUAAUGUAAAGUAUAUUGAACAAAUAUGUAAAAUAUACCUUAUUGCAUUGAUUGUUCAAUAAAGCAAUAGUAAGUGAAACAUAUCAAAAUCUAAUUUUAUUAAUGUGAAUUAAAAAUUUAUUUAUACAUAAAUUAGGUUCGGUAAAACAGAAUAACUUACAAUAUUGACUUUAAAAAAAUAACCAAUGAAUAAUUUGAAAGACAAUAUACAUUUAUAUGACCAACAAAUAAAUUUAAUUAAUAUUUAUUAUGAUAUUUACUAAUGUGAAUAUAUUUUAUAUUUAUUCAAACCAGUUGACCAUAUUAAUUAUUAAAAUUAUUUAACAUUUGUACAAAAAUAGUACCAUGAUUGUUUAUUAGUCAUUUAUCUAUAUGCCAUAAAUUUCAAAUGUUAAUUUAUUAAAUAAAAUCAAUUAUAUAUUAAUCAUAUGACAUAUAUGAUAACAUAACCUCUGACCAAUAAUACUGAAACUAAUAUGACAUAUUAAUUAUUUCAGUAUAAACUGUUAAUAUAAAAGCUUUAUUUUUUUUAAUUUGUUAAAAAGUUUAUUUUUUUAACAUUUAAUAUUUAUGCAGAUCAUUUAAAAUAACAUAAACAUAAAAUAAUGCUUAAAUCUUUGUUGCAAAUUCUAAAUGUUUAUAUUAGUGUUGUUUGUUAAGCAUUAUGAUUUGAGAAAUUACCAAUUAUUGCUAUCUCCCUCAAUAAAUAUUUAUGCCUAUAGUUUUUUUUUUAUCCGUGCUUGUAAGAAUAACCUGUGUUGUGGCAAAAAUGUUCUUAAAUUAUACAAAUGCUAUAAAAAUUACCAACAAUUCUCAUGUACUGAUUCUGUUAGAUUAGUUAGGCCAAGGAUUUAUGCAAUUUAAAAACAAAAUGCUUCAAAAUUUGGUAAAAAGUGUCCACUUUAUUAAGUUUUUAUUUUAUUUAUAACAUGAUGUUUAAUUACACAAUUCAAGAAAGGUUUUUAUGGUAAUUUAUACAUAGUAGUUCUGAAUUUAAGCUUACUAAUCUGAUUUACUUUUUGACAAAUAUUUAUUAAUGUAUGCCUCGACAUUUUUAUACAAAUUAACUACCAAUAUUUUAAAUAUUUACUAUUAUAAUAGAAUUUGUAUGUUUGGCGAUUGUAAUUAUUAUAUUUUUUCAUAUAUAUAUAUAUUAGCCUUGGUAUAAUUGGCUAUUAGCUUUUUUUAUUAAAUAUACUUUAACUUACAUUAGAUUACAUUUUUAUAUGUAUACAAUAUACAUAUACAUGGUUUAUAAUAAUUUAUCUAGUUUCAAGUUGUUAUAGAAUAUAAUUAGCUGUUGUGUGUUGUCUGGGCUUUGGGCUUCCAACAGAUUACUGAAAACCUUUCUCUUUGUCUAUGAUUGUAAUUAUUAUAGAAUAAACAAUAAUUUACCUUUUUUUUUAAUGGUUGUAAAUAAAAAUAGAAAAUAAGCAA